Messenger RNA from Halichondria panicea, 1404 nucleotides. Its product is annotated as TNF receptor-associated factor 4-like. The record is from RefSeq and is a predicted model, not a curated record. Gene Ontology annotation, molecular function: protein binding; zinc ion binding. NCBI's taxonomy places the organism in Eukaryota, Metazoa, Porifera, Demospongiae, Suberitida, Halichondriidae. The coding region runs from base 28 to 1323 and encodes 431 amino acids. The transcript is spliced from 2 exons. Gene Ontology annotation, biological process: regulation of apoptotic process; signal transduction.
UAAUAUUUCUGCAGUUUAGAACUAAACAUGUCUGCUGGUCAGUUUUCUAGCCUAUCACUCAAUGAAGGAGGUUAUGACUACAAGUUCAUAGAAGAACCUGCAGACUCUCUCAAGUGUCUCAUCUGCCUGCUAGUAGUUAGGGAGCCACAACAACAUGGCCGCUGUGGGAAGCUAUUCUGUAAAGUGUGUAUUGACAAGCACAAGACCCUCAGCAAUGACUGUCCACACUGUAGAAGACCACUCUUGCAAUUGGGGCUAUCCACUGUUUUCCACGACCUUAAAAGUGAGCAAGAGGUGAAGUCACUCUUGGUUCGAUGUCCAAAAGCCUGUGACUGGAACGGAGAGCUUCGAUCACUAGAAGACCACAUACAGAAAGUCUGUGAGAACAUUUUCGUUCCUUGCCCAAAUGGUUGUAACAAUGGCAAAACAAAACUUAGACGAAACAACAUCGAUUAUCAUCUACUCCAUAAAUGCCCAAAUCGACCACAUUCAUGCACAAUAUGUCAGAUUGAAAUGGAGUUCAGGAAUGCGAAAAACCAUGAACUAAACGAGUGCCCCAAGAGACAGUACACAUGCCCACACUGCAGGGAAGCUGGUGUGUAUAAUGAGAGAACUACUGCACAUCUGGAAGUCUGUCCUAAAGUAGAGAUAACAUGCAAACAAUGCUCACUACAAAUCUCUCGGUGUGACGAAUCUGACCAUCCAUUGGUCUGCCGGAAUGAACCAGUACGCUGUACGUACUUUAGUAUUGGCUGUGGAGAGAAACCUCUUAGAAAGGAUUUAGGUACACACGAGGAAGAUACUCAGCUUCAUCUUUCACUAGCAACUAAAGAGAUCUUGAGACUACGAAACAGACUCUCAAAUAAUACACUAACAUUCAGAUUGAAAAAUAUUGAAGAUAAAAAACAUUUUAGCCCCGCCAUUUUUACCUCCGCUUCAGGGUAUAAACUUGGUACUCGUGUUAAUACCAAUGGCCGUGGUGAUGGUAAGGGCACUCAUGUUUCAGUGUAUGCUUAUCUCAUGAAGGGAGACAAUGAUGACUCCCUGUCCUGGCCGUUCCCUGGGACAGUCACAGUCGAGCUACUCAACCAACUGGAGGACAAGAACCAUCACAAACUCACACUCACAAUCCCAGCAGACAAUGUGGCCAGUCAGAGAGUGGUGGAUGGUGAGAGAGCACCAACAGGAUAUGGCUGGCAUAAGUUCAUCUCCCACGCUGACCUCGCUCACAAGCCUCUCACAAACUGUCAGUACCUCAAAGACGACACUCUAAUAUUCCGACUAUCUGCAGAAGCUCCUGACUACAAGCCAUGGCUAGAGUAGACUAAUUGUGUAUAAAUGUAAAUGUGAGUAAGACAAUUAUCUGCUGUGUGAUAGAUCAACCUUCAUAUCAAAUUAUGUGAA